UUUGGCCUAAUCAUUGGGCUGGGGCGUAGAACGGAGUAGCUCACAAGAAGGACUGACCCUUGGAUCAUCCCGAGAUCUUAGAGGGUAUUAUAUAGUGGAUGACCAGUUAGUCGUCUCAAGCGGAAUUAAAUCUCCUAUCAUCAAAUUAGUCUUGUUCUUUAGGUGAGACUUGUGAGUUAUCGGACGACAGAUCAUUCGCCAGCGGAGUUAGUACCGACGAUAAUUUGAUUUUCCUAUUCUUCAAAGCCUGAACUAAAGCACGAGAGAGUAUCAGCUGAAUAUAUAUAUAGCUUUGGAAUAUCUAUUACAUCUUGACAUUGGGGAGACCGAGCACAAUGGCUACAAGUUCGGGGGUGCCCCAGCCUGGUCCCUCCCGUGCCCGUGUGCCAAACACUGCUAAAGAAACCAAAACCAAGACUACAAAGAACAACAGUACAAGUGCUCGCAGAUUGCAAAGAGAGUUAGCUGAAUUAACUUUAGACCCCCCACCAAAUGUAAGUGCGGGACCAAAGGGAGACAACCUCUAUGAGUGGGUGUCGACAAUUCUUGGGCCAAAGGGUACAGUGUACGAGGGCGGAGUCUUCUUCCUGGAUAUUUCUUUCUCCACUGACUACCCAUUUAAGCCACCUAAGCUGGUAUUUAAGACUCGGAUCUACCACUGUAACAUCAACAGUCAAGGUCACAUUUGUUUAGAUGUCCUAAAGGACCAGUGGAGUCCAGCACUGACCAUUUCUAAGGUGCUGCUAUCAGUCACCAGCCUCCUGGCAGACUGCAAUCCUCAUGACCCCCUGGUUGGUUCUAUCGCACAGCAGUAUCUGUCCAGUCGUGAAGAGCACGACAAAAUGGCACGGCAAUGGACCAAGAGAUAUGCAACAUGAUGUCAUUCUGAAAUUUAAAGAAUUGUAACUGAGAGCUGAUACGGGAUUUGGGGAAGGGUAGUAUUUUACAAUCUCAAUGUUUACUCUCCUGCCUACAAAGGAUAUUGAUCAAAAUCUGCUUUAAACUGAUAGCUGUUAAAAUGUAGAAAAUUAUUGUUCUUCUGUCAUAAUAAAAUUAAAGUGUUUUAAAGAUAUAUAUGUUACUUCUGUCUUAAAUCUGAGUAUCAAUAAAAUGUGGCAAUCUAUCUGAGCAAGUCAGUGAUAUGUAUAAUUUACUUUAUUAUAAUUAAUUAUUAUAUUAUUAAUUAUUAAAGGUUCAUAUUCCCUUGAUUAUUCUUCAUAUGUUUUUUAUAUGUGAUACUUCUUUCACUAUCAAUUUCAUUUUUGUAUAACGUGUUAUUACAGUAGGGCCUGAUAAGGUUCUGUGUGUCCCUUUGACCAGUGAAAAAUGAAAAUAAACUUGUGUAUAAGAGUUUUACAGCUGAAUUUGUAUGAUAUGUACGUUAUUUAUGUGUGAUGUAACCACAAAAUGUUUCCGUUUCAUAAGUGAAUGUUUGUUUUGCAGUAAAUUUAUACAGAGGUAAAGAUCAUAAUGAUUGACUGAAAAAAAAAGACAUUUUAUGCUUCAUUUUUUGCAUGUGGUGUGUACACAAAUAUUAUAGUUAUAUGAAAGUAAAAAUAAAACUUAAAUGAUAUAUA
Molecule: messenger RNA, 1577 nt
Organism: Saccostrea echinata
Lineage: Eukaryota; Metazoa; Mollusca; Bivalvia; Ostreida; Ostreidae
Product: ubiquitin-conjugating enzyme E2 E3-like
Exons: 5
Coding region: 336-878 (180 amino acids)
Biological process (GO): protein polyubiquitination
Cellular component (GO): nucleus
Molecular function (GO): ubiquitin conjugating enzyme activity
Source: RefSeq, a predicted model, not a curated record